AUGUCCCUGGGAAGUCGAAUUCUAAACCGAGGCAGGGCCGCACUAUCUGCAAAUCUCGCCUCGACUCCCAGGGAGCCUUUACUCUUCCUUUAUCCCCAAUGGAUCAGAAAAUCUUCAACCGCUGCGGAGACAGCUUCUAGUCAGGAUGGCAGAUUGCCAGUCCGGUCAAUUCAGCCAAAUGUACCACGGCAGCCUCUUCCAUCAAAUACUGCGUCUGCGAACGACGAUGAAAUCUCUUUACAGCUGCGCUUCGACAAACCGAAAGCAGACCCUUCAAACGUGCCAACAAAUUCGAACGCUCCAGCGAUGACUACGAAAAUCAAAGCCAGAUUAGAACCCAGAAUUGAUCACUCCAGGAACUCGGAAGAGGACAGUUCUCGGAACCAUGACCCUUCGGUCAUCGAACGACAAGUUCGCAGAAUCCGGCAGACAGAAGAGAAUGCCAAAAGAAAUGAACUUGCGGAUCGAGGAAUACGGAAUGCAUAUCACACUUGGAGAAGAGAAGAAUUGAGGUCAUGGUUACCCGAUUGGCGUAUCAUUCUUGCCGACUUGAUCAAGCAUACGCCACAGCAAGGGAAAUGGCUGGACGAAGCACUAGAACUUGUUAUUCCUCUGGAAUCAUUACCUCGAUUGGUACAUGGAAUUGAUGAUUACAUUUUGGACAUUGGAUUUCAGCACGGUGUCUCUAUCCGACUGGGGGAUCGAGAUGAAGAUACGCAGCAGUACCGUCGUUUCAUUGUUUCUGGACCUGCAACUUCAAUCAGUAAAACAACGGCAGACGUUCUACGAAUUGCACCAACCACGGAGAUGAAAACCACUUCAAAACUGAUACCUCAGAAAACAGAUGAUCUAGCUCUCGAAGCGGCUGCGGAGAAGGAGACUUCUCUCAUAACCCAAUCAGAUGAGCCAGAAGUCAACGUACGAUAUACUUUAUUGGACCUUCGGCCCAUGAAACUGAAGGUACUACCCGAGCAGAUUCCGAGGCCAAAGACUUGGACUCACGUGUCUUUCCUCGACUAUAUUCGAGUUUUGACAGCAUCAAAUAUGCCCAAUCAUCUCAAUCGGUUUGGCUUUAGGGCGGUUAAAGAUCAUAAUACUGCCGUGACCGAGAUCAUACGAAACCUAUUCAAAGACCCGGAAUGCAAACAUGCCAUAUCAAGAACGGCAUGUAAUGAAGCUAUGCAAUACUUUGUCAAGAUCAACCGGCUCGAGGAUGUUAGAGUGCUUUUUGUUCACAUGGAGAUGUUGAAAUUGGCGAUGGUUCCUGAGACUUUCAAUAUCAUGUUGCGAGGUGCUGCGAAAAACGAGGACCUCCAUAACUUUCACUUCAUAUUACAUCUUAUGUUACGGCGAGGCUUCGCCCCAAAUGGCAACACAUGGAUAGCUUUCAUGAUGGCCCACCCAGACGUUCGCGUUAAGCUACACAUGCUGGCAGCAAUGAAAGCUAAGGGACUCACAUCUCACCCGUCGAUAAUGAAGGAAGUAUCUCAACAGCUAGUCCAACCCGAAAUCAACUCAUCCCUUGAGCAGAACCUGAGCCAGGCGCAAUUCGUAGCUCACAUGGAUUCUCGAUACGGACCAGACUGGCUCAGCCUUGACAGUGCAAACCGAGCUUUACACUCCCUUGGAGCUCGAGGAUUGAUAUCUCGCUGUUGGGAGUUCCUCAACUUUAUGAGCUCACGUUUCAUCCAAUACGACAACUACUCCAUAAACACCAUUCUUCACCAUUGCAAGCAAGCAACAAAUCUCACUGGUGCAGUUGAACUCUUGCGCAGUCUUCCGACCAGAGGAGAUUUUGGGUUUGUGCCAGACGAAGAAACAUACCGCAUCCUGUUCGAACUUGCUUGGCGCUCGAGGAGCUAUAACUUGGCAAGAGUGAUAUGGAGAUAUGCCUGCCUCUCAGCUGCGACGACUCGCACAAUGAGAACGCGUGUUUUCACAAGCAUGUUGUAUGCGGGUUACAAAGACCUUCAACCCACGCCGAGAGAGAGGUGGAAGCAGUUUGCUGGCCCGGUCAUUUUUGGUGCUAACCAUCACGACGAGCAUCCCACUCAUCUCUGGGCUAAGAUGAACCCGGAAGAGAUUGCUUCAGGAUCCGGAUCGACUCCCGACAAGAUUAAUCAUGGAGACAAAGAUGGCUUCGGUACAAGGGAUGAGCUGAAGCUCAAACUCCUCCAGGAUCUCGAGACAUAUAAAGAGUGGAGGCCUGUUAAGCCAUUUUCAGAAAUGUUGGUUGAAGCCUUGGAGAGUGAUACCCGGUGGAGGGGAAAUGGUGACUAUGCGGAGAUGGAUAUGCAGUCUUUGAUCCGAAAGGUUAUUUCGGUUCCGAUAGCCAUGAAGAAAGGUUAUGUUAGUCAGGGAGAGCAUGAAUGGAAAUGA
Hyaloscypha bicolor E is the source of this 2379-nucleotide messenger RNA. RefSeq lists its product as uncharacterized. The record is from RefSeq and is a predicted model, not a curated record. NCBI's taxonomy places the organism in Eukaryota, Fungi, Ascomycota, Leotiomycetes, Helotiales, Hyaloscyphaceae. The transcript has 2 exons. Gene Ontology annotation, molecular function: protein binding. The coding region runs from base 1 to 2379 and encodes 792 amino acids.